Messenger RNA from Homarus americanus (American lobster), 760 nucleotides. RefSeq lists its product as uncharacterized. Lineage: Eukaryota; Metazoa; Arthropoda; Malacostraca; Decapoda; Nephropidae. The coding region runs from base 62 to 718 and encodes 218 amino acids. The record is from RefSeq and is a predicted model, not a curated record. The transcript has 2 exons.
GGAUGUUACCAGAGAAAGACAUACAACCACUUUCGGAGAGUUCAGUGGGUAGAAGUCUUGUAUGAUGUUGAACUUACUUAUUACAAGUGCAGUACCAUUUGGCUCACGAACCAUGAACGAAAGUGACUGUUUCUUCAGUGGCGAAUACAUGACAGCUGAAGAUAUUCGCUGGGAGAACUUCCAUCAUCGCAACGGACUGCCUCUGCCUGACGUCAUCAUCAGCAACACGCCUCCGUCACCCCUUCGACGGACACGCUCCUACCACUUCCUCUUCCCUGAGAAACCCUCGCGCGUCCAAAUCACACCCACACUCCCUCCACCAUCCCUUGACACGCCCCCAGCCACGCCUGCAGAUACCCUGGAGGUCGGCAGGGGCUCCCAUACCCGCCGCCUCCAUGGGAAGGCUGGGGACGGAGGAGGAGGAGGACGCCAUCCAGACAGGGUUAGAUCACAUACAAGAGGUGAGACGCAGGCUACCACCCCGCCCCCAAGUUGGUCCUCAUCUCAACCUUCCCCAGCUCUCCUGGUCCUCCCCAGCGCCUUCGUCAGCAGCGAGGGGAGAGGAUGGGAGAACAGCAGCCAGGAGAGGGGGAAGAAACCAGGAAGAGAGGGAGAAUGCCCAGGAGAGGGAGAGGAAGUGUCGCGUAAAAUAGGGAAAGACCUACGCAAAAUCGCUGAUGAGUUCCAAGUCAACAAUGCCAGGGUAAGUACAAUGUAAUUAUAAUCAUUAAUGGUAGUUACUAUGAUUGUGUAGUGUAUA